CGAUGUUGCCAGCAGUAGACUUUUGCGUGUAUGAGUUUCUGCUGAAGUAAACAAAGAUGAUAGAAAUGCUACAAAUCAUUCGUGUUUAGGUAGAAAAAUUUAUCAAAAUGUCAGGAGAGAAAAAGUCUGUCUGCGUCGUCGUAGUCGGAGAUGUUGGAAGAAGCCCACGCAUGCAAUAUCACGCUCUUUCGUUAGCGAAAGAAGGAUUUGACGUUGACGUUGUAGGUUAUGGAGGUUCUGAACCCAUACCUGAGCUUCGGGAACGCCACGAUGUACGUUUUAUUUACAUGUCACCUUGCCCUGAUAUACGAAGUGCUGCAUUUUUGCCCUUCAAAGUAUUGUGGCAGUUUUGUACUCUUCUAGCAGCAUUGUUUUUAAAACCAAAGUCAGACUAUGUUUUGCUGCAAAAUCCUCCAGCUGUGCCAGCAAUGAUCGUUUGCUGGUUUUAUUGUUUUUGUAUGAACUCUUGCUUUAUUGUUGACUGGCACAACUAUGGAUUUUCGAUAAUGGGCUUGACUCUUGGAGAGCAGCACAUUCUGGUACGGUUUUACAAGUGGAUUGAGUUCUACUUUGGAAGAAAAGCAUCUGCCCAUUUUUGUGUUACAAAAGCCAUGAGAGAAGACUUGGAGAAAAAUUGGAAUAUAAGUGCCACAACCUUAUACGACCGCCCACCUGAUAUUUUCCGCCCUAUAUCUGUGAGGGAAGAGCAUGAACUGUUCCUCAGACUUGGUGUUGAUUUUGAAGAAUUUCGAAGUGGUUUAGAAGUGACUAGAUUUACAAGAGCAGCCUUGGAUGGGCAGUAUGAGUUGCGAGAUGAUAGGCCUGGUCUUCUAGUCUCUAGUACAAGUUGGACAGAGGAUGAAGAUUUUGGUCUUCUUCUCCAUGCUCUUCAAACAUAUGAAACAAAACGAGCUUCUGGUAAAUCAGGCCUCCCUCCUCUUGUCUGUGUCAUCACUGGAAAGGGACCUUUGAAACACUACUAUUGCAAUCUUAUUGCCAGUAAAAAGUGGCGCCAUGUUCAAGUAAUUACCCCCUGGCUACAACCACAAGACUACCCUUCGCUGCUAGCAAGUGCUGACCUUGGGGUUUGCCUUCAUACCUCAUCAAGUGGCCUUGAUCUACCAAUGAAAGUUGUUGACAUGUUUGGCUGCUGUUUGCCUGUCUGUGCAAUCAAAUUCAAGUGCCUUGAUGAACUGGUGAAACAUGAACAGAACAGUUUGGUAUUUCGGGAUGCUGAAGAGCUCUCAGAACAGCUUAUAUCUUGGUUCCGCAACUUUCCUGUUCCAAGCUCCAAAGUCUCAUUAUUUCGAGCAGAGCUCCAACAAUUUCGUGCACUUCGAUGGCAUGAUAACUGGGUUUUUAAUGCUUAUCCUGUUUUUAAUGGAUAGUAAUUUGUGGAGAGAAAAAAAAAAUAACAUCUUGCUGGAAAGAAACUUGUUUCACUGAAAAUAUGCCAAAGCCAAUGUAUGGUCUCUAGAAGCAGCAGAUUAAUAUGUUUGAAUGUAGACUCAUUGUGAUGAAUGUCAAGAGAUUGAUAGUCCAUGGCCAUUGUAGAAUUCUUGAUUUAAAAAGUUACAGAUUUUUAGUCUAAGUAGGAUAUUAUCCAUUUCCCCUCCCUCCCAUUUUGAUAUAUUUUCGUACUUUGUUUUAAGGAGGACUGAUUGUUGGAGUUCAAAAUCCUAUAAAUUUAGUGCAUAUUCCAACAUAUUUUUUAUGCCUUUAGUAGUUGUUAAACAGUAUCAAUUUUCUAGUCUCUUCUUUUUGGGCAGAUCAUAUACAGUUCUAUUUCAUUUCAACCAAUCAGAAAAUAAUAUGAUAAUUUGUAGGUGUCACUUAAAAGAAUCUAAGUGGUACUAGCUUACGUCGCUGUCAUGACCGUAGUUAGACCCCAUUCCUGUGUUUUGAAUGAGAUAUUCCGUAGUAUGUAGUAAGACAAUGUAAUUUUUCCACCAGGUGUUCUACUUAACUCUUCAAAUAUUUCUAUGCCACUUCUUUCACUCCUUUUAUCUGUGAUUUGAGGAUUUUGUUGAUCUAUGUAAUGUAGUGAGCAGUUUAUUUAUGUGUUUUCAGGGUAACGUCUGAAAGUUGGCUGUUGUUGAACAUUCCCUGUGUACCGUAGAGAUUUGUGGAAUUGAGUAAUGUCAUUAUUUCUGACAAUUCUUGACUAUUGGAACCUUAUCCAGGGUUGAUUAGGCAACUUUAAAUUGAAUUUGGGAUAGAGAUUAAUUUAAAAAGUAACAUCUGUACUUUUGUUAUUAUUAUAAUCAGUAAUGAUUAAUAACUAUUCUGAUAUGUCAUCACUCCAGGUGUAUAAAUAAACCCUGUGCACAUUUGCAGUUACACUAUAGUACCCACAUGCUAGCGCAUGGGCAGAUUUUCCUAUUGUUUUUCUCCUGUAUGGGCCUUGAGUGAGCCAUGUUUGCAAGUGGCACAGACCACUUUGAAUAAAAGUGAGUGUUUAAAGCCUCUUGGUAUACUGAUAGAACUCUCAAUUAUCUAUCUUCCGACUUUACCAUUAACUCUUAUGUAAAAGAAGUCACUGAUGAAGAGUAAAUUUUAACCUGAUCUCCAAACCAUUUUGUUCUGAGCCACUGUCACCAUGAACACACUCCAUUUUGGUGACAGGUAGACAGUAAACUAUAAAGUUUAGGCUAAAAUGUUCUUAUAUUGAAUUAAUUAUCUGUAUUUAAAUUUUACGGCCAUAUAACAGUAACUUUGCAUUAUUUACUGUUGUUGUGUUUUUGUAUUUCUUGUUUACAAUUUUGAUAUGUAAGACUGUUUAUAAACCUGUUCCUUUACCACAGCUAUUAGUUUUUAUGAGGUGAGUAGGUUUAGAAUUGCUCCUCUUGAUAUUUUAUUCUCCUAAUUUUCUGAAAAUAUCUGUGCGUUUGGGUCUGAUAUAAAACAGCUUUCUGAUUUGUACUUCUUGUUUUGUGAUUUUUUUACUACUUUCAGCUCAAAAAUAGCCUCCAUCCUCACUCAAAGGUAGAGCUUUUUUAUGUGACUUGAAAGACAGUAAUGGGGUGGUUUUAUUGAAUGUUUCCUGGCUCUGUUCUGGCUAAUCUUGGAGCACUAUGUUGUACCUAUUUUUAAGGUUGUUAGAGCAAAGGAAAUAAAGGUGAUUUUCUUUUCGCAA
Messenger RNA from Frankliniella occidentalis (western flower thrips), 3136 nucleotides. It is a transcript of the gene Alg1, whose product is annotated as chitobiosyldiphosphodolichol beta-mannosyltransferase. Gene Ontology annotation, molecular function: mannosyltransferase activity. Bases 108 to 1388 code for a protein of 426 amino acids. The record is from RefSeq and is a predicted model, not a curated record. Gene Ontology annotation, cellular component: endoplasmic reticulum. The transcript is spliced from 6 exons. Lineage: Eukaryota; Metazoa; Arthropoda; Insecta; Thysanoptera; Thripidae.